This is a messenger RNA of Aspergillus ruber CBS 135680, 310 nucleotides long. RefSeq lists its product as uncharacterized. Lineage: Eukaryota; Fungi; Ascomycota; Eurotiomycetes; Eurotiales; Aspergillaceae. The record is from RefSeq and is a predicted model, not a curated record. The transcript has a single exon. The coding region runs from base 11 to 247 and encodes 78 amino acids.
UGGGUGGAUUAUGUUAACUCGCCUGAGAACUCCCAUUCCCAUCUUCCUGCUCGUUUGCUUUCCUAUACAGGUAUAUACUUCUGUAUAUUUGCACUUCUCCAUCGUUGCAUUCUAUUCCCCAGACCCAUUGGCGCGGCAGAAGGGGAAUGUCAAGUUCAAAGUGUUCCAAAGUUGGUAUAUGAUAGAGAUGUAUGUACAAAUUCCGACGAGCCCCGAAGAAGCAACUUCAAAUUUCGAAGAAAAAUAAAAAGAAAAACCUGCUUUUCUCAUUUCCUCCCUUCCUUCAUUUUUUUUUUUUUUUUUUUUUUUU